This is a messenger RNA of Caenorhabditis angaria, 2483 nucleotides long. The record is from the annotation of a GenBank genome assembly. Lineage: Eukaryota; Metazoa; Nematoda; Chromadorea; Rhabditida; Rhabditidae.
AUGAAUAUGAUUCAGCUAUUUUUAUCUAUAAUCCUAGUAUCUUUAGGAGAUGCCCAACAGGUUAGUAAAUUAUUCGCGGAUGUAAUUAUAAAAUAAUUUGUAUUGUUAUAGAGUAGAUUAUCUUCGACAUCAAUUUCUUCAAUGGGAUUACAAUCGAAUAAGAAAUGCGAGCCAAUUACUAUUCCAAUGUGCAAAACACUAGAUUAUAAUAUGACAGUUUUUCCAAAUUUAUUGGGACAUACAUCACAAACGGAAGCCAAUCCAGCAAUUUCACAAUUUAAUCCACUAAUAAAAGUAAGAACUUUGAGAAUUGAAUCCUCAUUUCAUUUUAUUUUUAAAGGUAAAAUGUUCGGAAGAUAUUCGACUAUUUUUAUGUACAGUUUAUGCCCCAGUUUGUACAGUUCUUGAAAAACCAAUUCAACCAUGUCGAGAUCUUUGUCUAUCAGCAAAAAAUGGCUGCGAAUCUUUGAUGAAAAAAUUCGGUUUUCAAUGGCCCGAUCAAUUAGAUUGUAAUAAAUUUCCAGUCACUGAUCUAUGUGUUGGAAAAAAUUCAUCUGAUUCUUCAAGCGGAAUGAAUAAUCGAAAAACGAAUUCAAAUGAUAUCUCAAUUGGACCAUUAAGUGGAUCAACAAGAAUAUUACCAGUUGGAUUAUGUCCACAACAAAUGCAUACAACUACAGGUUCACAUUUUUAUUUACCAACUCUGAGUGGAAAAUUACCAGAAUGUAGUUUGAAAUGUGAAGCGGAUAAUUUGGUUAGUUACAUUUUUCGGCAUCAUAUUUAAAUAUAGAAAUAUCAAUUUUAGGUGCCAAUGUUAUUCAACAGCCGUGUUCGAAGAAUUCUUCGAAUUUGGACAGCAGCUUGGUCUGUUGCUUGUUGUGUCUGUUCACUUUUCACAUUACUCACAUUUCUUGUUGAUCUCACUCGUUUCGCUUAUCCAGUUCGACCAAUUUUAUAUUUGGCAUUUUGUUAUUUGGCUAUUUCAACAGUUUAUAUGAUUGGAGUUGUUGGCGAAGAUCGUUUUGCUUGUGGUUCUUAUGGUGGAACACCAGUUGAAUUAGUAACACAAGGAGGUGAAAAUGUUGCAUGCAGUGCAUUGGCGGUCACACAUUAUUAUUUCUUUAUGGCUAGUUGUUCAUGGUAAGUUGAAUAUUUACAUUAAAUAUUAAUGGUGUGAAGCGGUUUCUCUAUAGAUCAUUGGAAAACCUCAUUUUACUAAAUUAGGAACGAAUCUAAAAUUAAAACAGAAAAUAGUUAUCGGGAAAUCCGUUUUCCUUUUUAAUAUUUCAUUCAAAAAUGAAAAAAAAAGUUCACUUUUAAUAUUUUUUGUGAGUGAAAGGGUAUUUUUCUUGAACGAAUGUAUCAAACGUUUUGUGAUCACAAUAUUUUCUAUUAUAAAUUCGUAAAAAUAUUGGAAAAUAAACAAAAUGGUUGAGAAAAUCACAUUUUCCAAAUGUAAAAAUGAUUCGUUGCAAAUCGAUGACAGAGAAAUCAUCGAAAAAUCAAUACCCUCCUUCUAAUUUGUUUGAAUAAAAAUUAAUUUUUUAAACUGAAAACGUAUCCUAUUUUUAGGCAUCUUUUUUUUCAAAAACCUUCCUUGUUUCUCCCAUGAAAAGCUAACAGCAAUAUUUUUCAGGUGGUUAAUCCUUUGCCUCGCUUGGUUUUUAGCUGCAAAUUUGAAAUGGGGUGCUGAAUCAAUUGCUGCACUUUCAACAUAUUUCCAUGCUUUUUGUUGGGGAAUUCCAGCUAUUCUUUCGGUUGCUGUUCUCGUUACAAAUUCAAUUGAUGGCGAUGUUUUCACUGGAAUUUGCUCGGUUGGAAAUUUGAAUCCUCAAGCUCUUAUUUAUUUUUUCUUCACUCCAUUGGUUGUUUCACUUGCACUUGGAACUGUUUUAUUGAUUUGUGGAAUUUGGUCGAUGAUUCGAAUUCGAAGUUAUAUUAAAUUACAACACGCUGAUGUUGAAAGAAAUAUUAGUAAAUUGGAAAAACUAAUGCUUCGGUAUGAAAUAUUUGAGUUUUGAAAAAUAAUAAUUUUUGAUUUUUCAGAAUUGGUGCAUUUGCAAUAAUGUAUUUAUUACCAACAGCAAUGAAUGCAUCAAUUAUUUGGUAUCAAGCAACAAAUUUACCUGGUUGGAUUGAAGGAUGGAUUCAUCAUCGAUGUAUUCGACCUUCGGAUCGAGAUAGUUUUGGAUUUUUAUAUCCAAUUGAAGAAUGUUCACCGGAUCCUGGUAUUAAUGCACCAGAAUUGGUUGUGUUUUUUAUGAAGUAAGUUUUUUCUAAACAUUUUGGUCCGAAAAUGGUUUCUAAGAAAAAAUGGGUUCGCAAAUAACAAAAUAAUUUACAGAUAUGUUUCACAACUUGUAGUUGGAAUAACUUGCGCAAUUUGGGUUGUAAGUUCAAAAACAUUAUCAAGUUAUCACAAAGCAUAUUUGGCAUUAUCAAUGAGACCACCAACUAAUAAUGAUCAAGUUAAUCUUCGAUAA